Messenger RNA from Choloepus didactylus (southern two-toed sloth), 987 nucleotides. RefSeq names its product kallikrein related peptidase 11 (gene KLK11). The transcript is spliced from 5 exons. NCBI's taxonomy places the organism in Eukaryota, Metazoa, Chordata, Mammalia, Pilosa, Megalonychidae. The record is from RefSeq and is a predicted model, not a curated record. Gene Ontology annotation, molecular function: serine-type endopeptidase activity. Gene Ontology annotation, biological process: proteolysis. Bases 27 to 782 code for a protein of 251 amino acids.
GGGGCCUGCCUUCCCCGCUCCAGGCCAUGACGAGUCUGUCAUUAAUCAUGCUUGCUCUGGUGACAGGGCAUGUAGGGGGUGAGACCAGGAUCAUCAAGGGGUAUGAGUGCCCCCCUCAUUCCCAGCCCUGGCAGGUGGCGCUGUUCCAGAAGACGCGUCUGCUCUGCGGGGCAACCCUCAUCGCGCCGGGAUGGCUCCUCACAGCAGCGCACUGCCGCAAGCCCCACUACAUAGUGCACCUGGGGGAGCACAGCCUCCAGCAGCAGGACGGCUGUGAGCAGACCCGGACAGCCACUGAGUCCUUCCCCCACCCAGGGUUCAACAACAGCCUCCCCAACAAAGACCACCGCAACGACAUCAUGCUGGUGAAGAUGGGGGUGCCAGCUGUCAUCACCCGGGCCGUGCAGCCCCUCUCCCUGCCAUCGCAGUGUGUCACCGCCGGCACCCGCUGCCUCAUUUCCGGCUGGGGCACCACAACCAGCCCCAAGUUGCAUCUGCCCCAUACUUUGCGAUGUGCCGCCAUCACCAUCAUUGGCUACGAAGAAUGUGCGGACGCCUACCCUGGCAACAUCACAGACACCAUGGUCUGUGCCAGCGUUCGGGAAGCAGGCAAGGACUCCUGCCAGGGUGACUCUGGGGGCCCUCUGGUCUGUAACAGAACUCUGCAAGGCAUCAUCUCCUGGGGCCAGGACCCAUGCGCAGUCACCAAAAAGCCCGGUGUCUACACGAAAGUCUGCAAAUAUGUGGACUGGGUCAAGGAGACUAUGAGGAAGAACAGUUAGAAGGACCAGCUCACCAACACCCAACGGCCCAAUCCUAUGGGUGAUUUGGCCCUGUUCAUUCUGAAAUAAAUAAACUAUGAUCAGGACCCUUAAGGUACUUUCUUUGGGCCUCCUUGACUGCAGGAGAUGCUAUCACUUGACAAGGACUGGGGGUUUGGAAGCAGCAAGACCUGGGUUCAAACCUUGGCUCUUCCUAAUUUGUGAC